UAUGCAAUGUAGGAGUACGCAGCAGCAGCCAGAGGAACCCAAGUAACCAGACUGAAAGAAUUCUCGGUCUUUAAGCAGAAUUGUGUGUGGAAUUCUUGCUUUGAAUUAUUACAUUGGAGUCAUUUGGGGGAGUGAUUGUCACUUAAGCGUUUCCUAGUUGUCCAAGUCUCCUUGAUGGCAUUUGGUCCCUGUAUAGGAGCUCCUCGUGGUGACGUAGAAAGCUGUGGCGGAGGUAGGGCUGUCUCGUUUUUCAGCAUAUUUUUAUCGCUUCUCGGCCUUUUGGCUAAGAUCAAGUGUAGUAUCUGUUCUUAUCAGUUUAAUAUCUGAUACGUCCUCUAUCUGAGGACUAUAUAUUAAAUGGAUUUUUGGAACAGGGAGAUGGAAUAGGAGCUUGCUCCAUCCACUCCACGCAUCGACCUGGUAUUGCAGUACCUCCAGGAACGGUGCACCUCCCCUCGGGGAGACUAUUGUGGUGAAAAAAAUAGAAUCUAUUGAAUGUGUGACACCAAUACUGACUUGGACUCAGAAUAUAUUCUAGAAGUGGCAUACUAGAGAUCACUUCUUUACUGAUGCUUGUAUGUACUUUGUGAACCUUGUAACUGAAAGCUGUAAUCUCUCAGAACUCAAGCCUAAACCCAGAUGUCUAGUACCUUCCUUAACUUGUGUAAACUUGAUUUCAAUGUCCCUCUGCCAUGUACAGCGGCCAAACCGGACAGUCUCUACGCAAAGGAAUAAAUGGACACAAAUCAGACAUCAAGAAUUGUAACAUUCAAAAACCAGUAGGAGAGCACUUCAAUCUCCCUGGACACUCAAACAGACUUCAAAAUAGCCAUUCUUCAACCAACAAACCCUUCACAAACAGACUUCAAUGAGAAACUUCAGAACUGGAAUUAAUUUGCAAACUUGAUACCAUCACCUUAGGCCUGAAUGAAGACGGGGAGUGGCUGAGUCACUCCAAAAAGUAAUUUUCCCUCUGUUGAGACGUUAGCACUGAUUCCCAACUUGGUUUUCCAUGUACUGCCCACGGAUGGUAUCCUCCAGGGUCCUCUCCAGCAUAGUUCUCGCUCUCAGAGUGAUGAUGCUGUCAUCUCUUCCAAAUACGGCUCCCCUGGGUACCUGGCGACAUCUUGGCUGGAAGGGGCUAUGGCGAUUCGCUUCCUGAUGAUGUCACGCACAGCACUCGCCACAAAGUUCCUCACUGUAGCAUCCAGGCACAUCGAAAGAUGGAAGGCGCAAGUGGAUCGCCGCAGCGUCAGCCAGAUCACCCCCUUCGAGGGAUGUUGCUGCCUCCCUGCUGUUAGAUGGAAUGUACUGUUUCAAUUAACUAUUAAUAAGAUGUUUUUAAAAUACUGAAAUGAAUCACUGACUUUGAACUGAAAUUCAAAAUGGAAUACAUGAACUCUAACUUUGAACUCCAUCUUUGAGAGGGGACUUAUUUACUACACAGACUCUAGCUUAAACCAGUCAGAACCGGUUUUUCCCGCCAAGUCCAACCCUCAGUGUUCCAUCACCUCAGAAGCGUUCCAUCACCUCAGAACUCUCCCCGCCAAAAAGGCUUUAUAAGGUCUUGUUCAGCGCCUGCGCGGGGCUGUCCAUUCCAGCGACAGUUCGUACACGGUCGGGUCUUCGCAGAGCUCCAGAGCUGAGAUCGAAGAACAACAUCUAUCCCGUAGUGUGUUUGAGGAAGAGGAGUCCUGUCAUCGUCAUUCCUAUAUCCUGCAUCUCCUGGUGUCCAUCAUCCCAGAGGGUCUCCUCGCCCGCGACGAGAACCAUCAGUCGUCUGGACUCCCCAGUGUUCCUCCUCAAGGACUCUAAAUCAGUCCAAGAGUUGUAGGUCCUGGGCAUCACGCCUGUACGUGACAUCUGCUGCAUCAGAGCAAUAGGAGAAAGGUUUCAGUGUUGGGGUAUUGUUUAUUGUUUUGUAGAAUCCAACGGGAGGGUGUAUGGGUCUUAGCUCCAAGCUCUCAGAGUCAGUCACUGAUCCACUAUUUUACGGAUUUAUGGUUUUGCUGUUUCACUGUGUUAUUCUUGUAUUUCUCUCCCCCCCCCCCCCAUUCUCCCUAGUUUUUCUGUACCUUUUAUCCCUAAUACACUUACCUUUAUUUGCACCAUAUUAUCUUGUCUUUUCUUUAUUUUAUUAUAUUUUAUGGGUAGCUAAAUCCACCGGUGACAGACACGGAAGGGAGCCAAGUCUGCAGCUUCUGAGAAAAGGGGCUUUCCCUGUUAUAUCUUCCCUCUACCAUCUCUCUAGUAUUUCCUUUGAAGCGUUACCUUCUUACCCUUGAGGUAACAUUUCUGGCGACCGCGGCAGGACUCUCUUGGGGAUUAGUUACCCCAUCAGAGUCCUGUUAUGCUUUAGCUUGUUUAUUUGUGACAGUGACUGUGACGGUCCAAUUGACUCGGGGAGGGAAUUCGUGUUUAAUUGGAACUGUGCCUAUUUCCCCACCCCCCCACGGAAGCACGAUCCGAGGGAAAGUGUAGUGUCCGGGUGAGAGCCCCCCUUCCAUUACUCCCUGGGUGAGGGACGGAAUUUAUUCCGCCCUGGGAAAUCCUGUUAUCGGCGAUAAGGGUUGCAGGGACGCCUGGACCCCUGCCCAGAAGCAGGUAGCGUGGCUAGUAGGCCCCAUACUAGCACCGCUAGUGUCCGGUUGCUAAUAAUCGAACACUGAGUGGUACCGGGCCCCAAAAGGGUUGCCACUCUUUCUUUUGGCAAGGCAACAGUUAGCAGGGGAGCGGCUGUGGCCUUCUCUGAAAAAUUUAGGUUGCCUUUGCCUAGGCCUUAGAGCCGCAGCUGGAAGCGGUCUCUUUUCUAAGGUCUCUCUAUUUUCAAACGGUGUAAUCUUUUUCCUUGGAUUGGGUAAGCAAUCUAUAACCCAGCAGCAGAAGAUGGAUCAAGUUUUCAGCCUCCAAGGAUGGACGUCCCAGACAAAUAAAAACUCAGUGGACUUUAGUGUGGAUUUAUUUGGAAAGGGCAAAAAUCCUUGGAAGGAGGAGUCACUGGCAGGGGUUGAUUCCUUGGACAAGUUUUCCACCUUAUGGGCUCGGUAUUCCAUCUGUAAACCUACCCCUAACAAGAAAGCACAAAAAUGUGCUCUCAUAUACGGCUUGGCUAUGGUCAGCCGAGAACUGAAUUCACAAGUGUCGCUACUUAAACAACAGACAGAGCAAGCACUUGCUGAAAAGCAGCAGCUAAAACAACAAGGUGAAAGGCAGGCUGCCGAAGAGCAACUGGCAACUGCCAAGAUAAACAGCCUGACCUUACAGGUUUCCCAGCUCGAACAACAGCUGAGGAAUCUUAAUACGAGGGUUACAGAUGCAGAAACUGCUGCUGAAAUAAAAGGCAGAGAACUUCAGGAAUCGCAGGCAGUAGUGCGCCAGCUCCUAAAGGAAGCCCAUAAUGUUAAUUUAGGGUCUGUCAAUCAUGUGGCCUGCAAUCGCCGCAUUGACAAGCUGCAGAAGCAGCUACAAUUGGCCAAGGGUGUUAUGAGUGCCAUCGAAAUGAAUCCUUUGGCAGCUUUUAAGUCUGAAUUUCAAGAGUCAAGUUCCGACUCGGAAACUGAGGACUCACCACCAGGUCCCUCAGUGGGUAAAAGAUUGGAACCCUCAGCACCUCACAGUAGUGAGGAGGCCAUGUUGGUAGACAGGGGAUGCCCGUUGGCUCCUAUUGUAACCCAAUAUGAUAACAACAGACCCCCAACUGUGAAACAUGAAACUAGGGCUUUGACCCCAGAACAAACUAGAGCUUUGGGAAAGCAAAUGGGAAUUUGUAAUAAGGAAACGGUAUUGAACUGGCUGGCAAAAUUAUCAGCAACACCUAAUGUCAGCCAGGAGGAGAUGGUAGCACUCUUAAGGGAAUGCAUGUCAGCUGAGGAUUUUGCAGUAUUACCAUAUGGCAUCAUGGUGGAUACCAAUACUGAACAACAUACCCUCUAUAAAAGAGGGUUUUUAAAUUGUACUUUCCUUAUGAUAACCUACUGGGUAAAGCAUAUGCUGAAAAGCAAAUGCCAGAUGAAUGACCAGAAAGGUAUAUGGUGCGAAAAAAAUUGUUAUUCUGGUUAGCUGGUUUGGGAGUCAAUCGUGGAGGGGUUAUUGAUUAUGAUGUACCUGAAUUAAGAGAAUUAUAUGUACAAGGUUUAACACCUAAUAUCCGGUUGGGAAUGGGUCCUGUGGUUGCUCGUGUUACAUCUAUGGCUGAAUUAGAAGGCAGGGCUAGAGAGGUUUACGAGUUACAACAGCUAGCCUACCCUGGUGGAGGAGCUAAGAGAAGGGUGGCAGCUUUCAAUAACAAAACAUCUACUGACAAAAGCCAAGGCAAAACUCCAAUGCAGCAACAAUAUAAACCCCCAUAAUUUACUAACAAAAUGUUCAGUGGCUCUGCUGAGGAAAUGAAAAUCAUGAAAAAGGUGCUAUUAAAAAGACUCAGCAAAUAUGAAUCAUGGGACAGUCUAGUGAAGCAGAGGUUAUCAGCAGAGGACAUGUUCCUGAAAUUAGCACAGUAUGAAACAUCACAAGGAUCAGCAAGUAAGAACUCUAAUGCUCCUAUAGCAUCCACCUCACUCCAAUCUAAUUGAGGUGGCCGGGCUUCCCAAGCCCCUGGGUUUGUGGCCCCCCUACUUAAAGACUACUGGGGUAGACCCACUGUAGAAAUUCAAUUAAAGGGAAGUUUCGGUAGCGUUAAACGAAAGGCACUGGUAGACACCGGGGCAUCUACCAGCCUACUUUGCACAAAAGCAAAUUCAAUCAUCAGGAAUAUUCCAGUUAAGGAUAUUAAAUCUCUUCAGUCAUACAAUGGAAAGGAAAGUACUAUACCUUUCACUGACUUUAUUACUUGUACUGUAGGACAUCUGUCAACCCGAGCUUCCUUUGGUUUACAACAAUUAGACGGAAGUGGCAUCUUGGGAAUAGAUCUAUUAAGGAAAUUACAGAUAGUGGUGGACUUACCAAAUAACAUAUUGUGUCAAGUGAAAGAUGAAGAGGCGGGUCUUAUAAUUCCAGCAGCCCAUAGGAUAUAUGCGUUUAAGAUAAACCGAUUCUUCCUGAAUGGGAAGAGGACAUCAAACGGAUUACCCAGAAACAUCUCAUGGUUUUCGCUCCAAGUAAACUCAGUUGUGGAAAAGUAGAGGCUUCUGUGAAGGUAGAAGGACCAGACCCCAAACCACUAAGACAGUAUAAGUAUUCCAUCGAGGCAAAGGAGGGAAUUAAACCAACCAUCGAUGCACUUUUAGCACAAGGAGUGCUAAUCCAGUGCCAAAGCAUAUGCAAUUCGCCUAUCUGGCCUGUUAGGAAGGCAGAUAAUAAAUCAUGGAGACUUACUGUUGAUUAUAGAGGGCUAAAUCAUGUUACCCCAAGACUAGCUCCUGUAGUGGCAAAAUUCCCUGAGGUGAUGGCUUGAAUCACAGAAGGUGCCUGUUGGUUUUCUGUAUUGGAUAUUGCAAAUGCAUUCUUUUCAAUACCUCUCAACCCUUCUUCAUCUUACAAGUUUGCUUUUACUUUUGAUGACCGACAGCUAACCUUCACCAGGGUCCCACAAGGCUAUCAUAACGCCCCAAGUCUGUGCCAUCGGUUGGUGGCCGC
Messenger RNA from Malaclemys terrapin pileata, 5574 nucleotides. RefSeq lists its product as uncharacterized. The record is from RefSeq and is a predicted model, not a curated record. The coding region runs from base 2887 to 4059 and encodes 390 amino acids. NCBI's taxonomy places the organism in Eukaryota, Metazoa, Chordata, Testudines, Emydidae. The transcript is spliced from 2 exons.